Molecule: messenger RNA, 1856 nt
Organism: Haliaeetus leucocephalus (bald eagle)
Lineage: Eukaryota; Metazoa; Chordata; Aves; Accipitriformes; Accipitridae
Gene: PNRC2
Product: proline-rich nuclear receptor coactivator 2
Exons: 2
Coding region: 222-644 (140 amino acids)
Biological process (GO): nuclear-transcribed mRNA catabolic process, nonsense-mediated decay
Cellular component (GO): P-body; nucleus
Source: RefSeq, a predicted model, not a curated record
GGACUUCUCCCUUGGAGCUUCUGUGCCGAGAAUCCGAUGUUGGGCUCGGCUACCUGGCUGAAUACAGCAGAUCAGCCCAUGAAAACUUCUAUUCCUAGCCAAAGGAAGGAGUCCAGCAAAAGGCAGCACCUACUCUUUCAGGCUUGGAAGCAAGAAAGGGGGCAGGAGUUGGAGAGUGUGGAAUCUGAGAAGACAACUGAAAGGUGACGUUUAAGUUGAAGAUGGGUGGUGGAGAAAGAUUCAACAUUCCAGUUCCCCAGUCUAGAAAUACCACCAAGAACCAUCAACAACUUAAUAACAGGCAGAAGAAUAAAGACCAGAAUUCACAGAUGAAGACCUAUAUGAAGAAAGAAAGAGGACAUGGAUGCAACUCAUCAUCUGGUGCAUGGCAGGCCAUGCAAAAAGGGGGAAAGAACAAUGUUCAUUUCCCCAAUAAUCAAAAUUGGAGUCCUACUUUAUCAAAUCGCAAUCUGUUUUUCACACCUCAAACCAAUCAGAACUAUGCUGGAGCAAAAUUUAGUGAGCCACCCUCACCAAGUGUUCUUCCUAAGCCACCAAGCCACUGGGUACCUGUUUCUUUUAAACCUUCUGAUAAAGAAAUAAUGACAUUUCAGCUUAAAACAUUACUUAAAGUCCAGGCUUGAGAUGUAACUCUUCAUAUUUUUAAAGUUAUUUAAAUUUACAGGGUUUCGAAUUUGAGAAUUUUUAUUCCUAACUCCAGAUGCACAGGCAUACAGAAAUAGAUGUUCUUGCUGCAUGUAGUUAGUCACUUGGAAGAGAAGGGGGUGGAAGUUUACAGUCCCCUAAUGUUUUACCUCAAAACUUGUGGGCUGUGUUCACUUCACUGUGAAAUAGGUAUUUUCUCUAUAUCCAAUCUAAUCAAAUCCUGAACAGUCACCAUUUAUUGUAAGUGUAAAUGGGACUGUCUCCCAAAAUUGGAAUUGUGACUACUCUUUGGUAUGGUAUCAGAAAACCAGCUUCUACCUAACUUAAUGCAGCAUUAACUGGAAAAAGAUGCACUGAAAGCUUUAGUCAGGUACUUUGCUGCUUUGCAAACUUGCGUAAAAUUUGCUAGGUAAAUAAAAACUCUGCAGAGCAGACCUCCACCUAGGCACUAGGUAAAUCACAGAUUAUUCUUGUUCAUACCUGUGAGCUUUGUUUGGCACUCUUGAAUUGGAGGACAAGCAUUUCAAGCCUGUGACUAAAAUUGAGAUCUAGGAAACAUACUGGUGCAUGUUCUUGAAAAGAUGGAAGAACACAUCAAGCAAAUCUGUAAUUGCCUCUCCAGCUCUAGUAAUACUUCAAGUCAGACUGUGCCAACUAAUGACAUUGUAUUGCCAGAUGACUGCCAAAAAACCUGUAAAAAAUCCUUUGUAUUCUGAUUGCACUGUUGAGUUCUAAAAUACAUUUUUAUACCCAUUUUUAAAAUUGUGAAACAGGUGGAAUAGUUAGUUAGACUGGUCUUAAAUUGGUUACCCUGUAAUAUUGUUUUAAGUUACAGUAGCUUGUGGCAGGUAUUAAAAUGUUUUCAUAGGGAAGACAGAGCCAUGUAAAUAAAAUGUAAAACUUUGUAGCAUAUGUAAAUUUAUGCUGGGCUUUCCUGCACAGAAGUAUUUUUAGUACAAAACUGCUGAAUGUAAGAUGACCAUGUUGAGUACAUGGCAUGAUAUAAAAAAAGAUAUUUUGUUUAAAAAAAAUGAAAGACAUUUGUGGCUGUGCCCUUGCACUUAACAUACAGUGAAUAUGCACGUUUUACUUGGUUGUGAGCUCAUUUUUAAAGUAAACUCAGUGCAAAAGAAGCUUAUUUAGAAUUUUUAAUAAAACAAAAAAAAAUAAAAAAAAAGCUGCUCAAGUUU